CUAUUUUUAGAUUGAUCUGGUGUCGGACAUUGGCAACUCAUUCAUGAACGAAUUGACCACAUGAAUAGGGACCCUGCUGGAAUAGCUGUUUGGUCUGGUUAAGCGUGAGCCACUAACUCUAGUGAUUUAGGGGUCUAAUUAUAUUUUUCCCCUGCUCUUGUAACACUGCGCAGAAGGUUCUUUUUGAGGGAGAAGUCCGGGCCGAAUGCAGAGGAUUUGGAACCCGUUUAGAGCUUCUUCUGUAACCUUUGGUAUUCAGUAGUACUAUAUCUUUAAUUAUUGGAUUUUGGUUGGUUUUCGUUAGUGGAUCAUGCCGCUUUCGACGAUUGCAGGGUUUACGGAGGAGUCUACCCGACAGUGUCGGGAGUUGGUGGGAUUCUGGAGAAGGAGACAGGAGAUCGAGCAAGAGUAUGGGAUGGCGCUUGCGGAGCUAUGUCAAGGCUACCACCGAUCGGCCUGGGAAGGCAUGCGGCCACAUUCUUACACAGCAUCAGUCCACCAAUCCCCCGGUGCCCCUACCUCAGUUCGAUCCCAACUCUUGAGCAUGAGCUUAUGGACUGCCGUCUUUGAUGCAGCUGACCAACUGAACUCUCUCGCGGAAGCUCACAUACAAGUGGCCAACCAGCUACAACGCACAGUGAUUGACCCAAUGCAAGGACAUAUCCGGGAGAUGGAGGCCAUGCGCAAAGCACACCUUGACCAGGGUAGAGCACUGACGAGACAAUUGCAAGACACAUACACCGACUUUCGGCGGGCAAAACAAGAGUAUGAUAGCGCUCAGACAGCGGCGAGCGAAAUGGUGGAUAGUUUGAGUAAGGCUCAGUUGAGGGCGGAUAAAAAGAGGGAUUUGGAGAAGCUGCAAAUCAAGGCUGCAGGGGCUAUUGAGCGAGUAUCGGUUGCCGCGGAGGGAUUAAGAAAAUCAGAGGAAAAGCGCUCAACAGCACAGCAGGUUUAUUAUGAACAAAUGAUGCCUGCGUUGGAAAACGAAGUCAGAAUGUACGAAGAAAAGCGGCUCUCUCUCAUACGAAAAGCUAUGAACGAUGUUGCCUCUCUAGACUGCAUUGACAUUGAGUCCCGCGGCGCCGUCCUUCGCUCUGUCCAAGACCUCAUGUCCAGUAUCGACACCCAAAAGGAUAUUGUUAUAUUUGAACAAAACCACAUAGGCAGAGCAGAACGGGUGGAUUUCAACACUGUUUCAGUUCGAAGUUUAUUGAACCCGCUCAAGGCUGGGCGAGUGUACAUUAAACGAGGGGACACAGUCAGUGGCUGGACAACCAAUUACUUUGUCAUAAUGGACGAUGGGAUAUUAUACUGUUUCGAUCACGAAGAUUCCGAGUCACCUAGAGAGGUAGUGACGCUGUCAAGGGGACAGGUGUGGUCUCUUGACGACAGUUACUUUGGCCGAGCGAACUGUUUUCAGUUGAUUUUGGACUGGAGCGAGGAGGGUGCGACUUCCACUAGUGGCCGAAUAACCUACAACCUGAUUGCAGAAUCCGCCAAUGACAAGCAUGAAUGGAUGCAGACGUUUCGCAAAUUCUGCUCAUGCUGUCCUAAAUGUGCUGCAGUCUACGGUAAAAGCCUCAACGGUGUGGAAUCACCCAAACAAGACGGAACCAACGUCCGGUCCAUGCGGCUGUGGGUAAUGGAAGCCAAGGAUCUCAAAUCGAGCAGCACGGGACUUGUAAAGAGCAUCAAUCCCUAUUGUGUUGUUCUAUUCAACGAUGUGAAACAGGCGAGGACGGGGAUACGGAAUGAGGAGAGUCCUUUCUGGGGAGAGGAGUUUCGGUUCAGCGACAUUCCGCCCUGUCGAUCGAGGCUGAGAUUACUCUUCUUCAACGGCGCUACAAUGAAGCUGCAAAAGGAUUCCGAAAUUGGUUACGUGAGUAUCAACCUCUCCACCCUCAAGACUGGCAAAAAGGUCGAAGAAUGGUACCAAAUCCGCCCAUUCGCACGAGCCAGCGACAACGCAAACUCUCCCGUGGGAGCCGUUCGAAUCGCUUACAUCCUUUCCAAUGACCAAUCUCUGCCCAUUGCCCUUUACGAAGAGUUUUUGCAGAUUGUAACAGAACCCAGUUUGACAUGUGUCAGGUUCUUGGGAGGGAUAUUAACGCAGCAAAGAGAGGAGUUUGCCAAAACUGUUUUAAACAUUCUGAUUGCGCAUAAUAGAGAUGUGGAGGGCGUCAAGUGUUUGACAAAGGACGAGAUUGUAGCUACAGAUGACCCAAACAUCAUUUUCCGGGGUAAUUCUGUCGCCACCAAACUACUCGAUCAGUAUAUGAAGUUGGUUGGUCAAGAAUAUCUCCAUCAGACGCUUCAAUCCCUCAUCCGCGGUGUCUACACUUCGAAAGAGAGCUGCGAGGUCGAUCCUGCUCGUCUUCCACAAGGCAAAGAAACCGAGCUACUGAAACGGAAUUGGAAGCGCCUCCUAAAUCACGUCACGAUCUUUUGGGAAGCCAUUCAACGCUCCGCUAACAAUUGUCCCAUCGAGCUGGUUGCUGUCUUUUCGGACAUGGCCCAAACUGCCGGCACAAAGUUUUCAGAACCCAAAAUCAAGUAUGCUGCUGUGAGCGGAUUCAUCUUUCUUCGGUUCUUUUGUCCGGCUAUUUUGUCUCCCAAGCUGUUUGGAAUUAUGAAUGAUCACCCCGAUGCAUCUACAGCACGAACAUUGACUCUAAUUGCAAAGAUUCUGCAAAAUCUGGCCAAUUUGAGCGAAUUCGAGGGAAAGGAGCCCCACAUGGCGCCGUGCAACAACUGGAUUGCGACACAUGUCGACGCCAUGAAAGGGUUUAUUGAGCAGGUCUCAACACCACCUGAUGGAAUGGGUCGACCGCCCUGUCCUAAACCUCGAGUUGAUCUCAGGAGAGAAAGCGCUGUAUUGCACCAAUGCAUUAGCGAAAAAUGGGAUGACAUUAAAGCGAGCAUCGAGGCAUUGGCCACCCCAGAAGAUGUGGAAAAGAAAGCAAAGUUAACAAGUUUGAUUCCGAUCAUGGAAAAACUCAAUGUUGCUGCCCAAGAGCAGGCAAGCCAGCGGGGACCCAAUGGGGAAAGUGAAUUGGUACCAGUGUUGCCACCUGUCACUGCCACAACGCUGGCGGAGGAAGCCGACCCUGCGUUUGAAGCCUACACCAGGUCAAGAGGGCUGAGCGUAUACGGAGAACCUCCAGUGUUCGACGAUGAGGCAAAGCGACGAGGGAGUGGCGGGAAUGAAGGAUCAAUGCCAGAUGCUCUCGAUUCUGGCCAACUCGGGUCAGGCCAACUCGGUUCAGGCCAACUCGGUUCAGGCCAAUUGGCACCGCCACCACCACCGCAAGCACCUGUCCCAUCGACACAAUUAGCGUUACGAAUGAUACCAACACACAUUGGCUCUGCUGCGCCAACUCUCGUCGCCCCGUCGCCCAUGUCAAUGGCGGGACAUUUUGACAUUGGACACAUCCCACCUGCACCUCCGAUCCCACCGAUACCCGACUCUGCUCGCAACCAGUCACGUCCCAGCCCGCUGCGCAAACCCAAAGCCAUUGUGGGUACCCCACAAGCCGUGGACCACAUUAAAGAUUUCGUCCGCGGGCUUGGCAGCGGAAGCACCAAUUCCUCGGGACCCGUGUCAUCGAAUGCGGCACAGGCGACAAUGUACCCAUUCAGUAUGCAGGACGGACUCUUGUCUAAUGCCAUUGCCGCUGUGGAUGAUGACGAUGAAGACGCCUUUGUUUUGGCACCCAUGAGCCCUUUAGUUACCCCUCAAGAGGAGAAACAAAAGAGGAGAAUCAGCUGGGGGCGCAUGGUAGGGUCACGACGUGAAGGUAGUAUUGGAAGUGACGUAGGGACUCCUGUCGGGUCUGUUCGCGCCCAACCUGAGCAUAUGAAUGCUCCGUCCCCAAUGGUGGUGCCUACGCCACUUUCUACUACUCAACGUUCUCAACGUCCCCCAACCGUGACAACUCCUGGGACAAUACCACGGAUAACGACUACCCCACCACCGCCACCUACUAACAAAGAGCAGCCGGCUGCAGCACCUCCUACUCCAGCUAGUCAACAAGAAACACCCAAAUCUCCUACCAAACCAGCAAAGUCCCCGACCAAGAAGGGUUAUGGGUUUUUGGCGCGAACCAACAAGGUUGGAACAACUCUCCGCAACAUUCUCACAGGACGAGACUCUUCCAAGCACUCCCAUUCCAAAUCUGGGGAUAAUCUGACACUUGGAAGUCAUCCCCUUAGUCCGGUACAUGGCUCAUCGUCGUCUAGUAGUCAUUACGGCACCAUCUCAUCCGGCAGCAAAGACACGCGAACCCACCGAUCGGCCACAAACCUGUUUCGCAAAAAGGGUUCAGCCACAAGCAUUGAGUGUGUGUCUCCUCCUAUGGGUUCACAUGAUCCACUUGACGAGGAGUCGAUGCAUCGGGAGAGACAGCAGCCGUCGUGGCAUGCUGCAGAGGAAAGAAGGCGUGUGCCCAUGCCCAUGUCGCUCCCGAGUGGUGGAUUCAUGAGAGGCCUGUAGUGUACACAACGAUGCUGCUGCUGUGUGUGCUUUUUGAGAGCAAAUGUAUUUUCUGUUCUGCUUCCUUGUUUAAUAAACUUGCUUGCCAAUCGCCAAUGGCCCCGU
Messenger RNA from Spizellomyces punctatus DAOM BR117, 4597 nucleotides. RefSeq lists its product as uncharacterized. Gene Ontology annotation, biological process: regulation of GTPase activity. The record is from RefSeq and is a predicted model, not a curated record. Lineage: Eukaryota; Fungi; Chytridiomycota; Chytridiomycetes; Spizellomycetales; Spizellomycetaceae. The coding region runs from base 311 to 4492 and encodes 1393 amino acids. The transcript has 5 exons.